AUGGACCAUCUCCGGCCAAGUCACGGAGCCCACCGGUCGUCCUCCGAUCGCCUGCUUAGCAACUAUCUUGAGUCACAGAAGCUGUUUACGACCUCGCUUCUCGCAUUACUCUCCCAGUCGCACUCUUCCACUUCCUCCCUCCUUGCCUAUGUGACUUCCUCUCCAGGCGUGCUUCUCUCGGUUCGCCGCGCGGUCAGGCACUCGGCAUUCGAGGGCCCGCUGUCCCCAUCCAUGCUCGAGAACCCAGAAGCACACAUGCUGGGCGUAGAACAUGAACCACCAACUCCCGGUUGGGCGGGUUACAUCCGCGUCCUCGACGACUUCCGCAAAGACCUCAAGCAGAUCCACCUGCUCGAGGAGGAGAUGACGCGCGUCAAGCGGGACAAAGAGAUCCUCGUCAGCCGCCUCAUACGACAGACCAAGGCCAAACCGACAAAAUCUGACCUCAAGGAGAUGGCCAAGCACCUCAACGCCGACCAGCUGAGAGAUCUCGAGACCAUGUCGUCGCGCGUGUCCAGCAUUUCGCUUUCGUCGGAGGUCACGGGCGUCACAACAGGACCGGGUGGCAAGGAGAGCCGCCGCGCAACCAAGCUCAAGGAUGCGCAGGUCGAGCUGCUCGGGUGCGAGGAGCACCUGCGCGCCCUCGAGGUCAAGAUCGAGGACGAGCGCAACAACGUCAUGUACCGCGGGCUCGAGGAGCGCUUCCGCGCGAUGGAGGUCGUGUCCCAGAUGUGGCUCAGCCAAGCACGUCAGGGCCUCGAGGACCUCGAGAACCUCCCAGGGCGUUCAAACGGCGUCGCCAAUGCCAACAACUUUGAGCUCGAGUCCAACGGCUCUCUUGCGCCCUCCCAAUCUGCGUCACAGGUUGGCCAUGACGAGUCGGGCCAGUCGCUUGGUCCCGUGGCCAACCUCUCCCCGAGACGACAGAUGCAGCAGCGCCAGAUGCAGCCGAUGAUAGGCCACGGAAGCAUCACGUCGGUGCAGGAGGAGAACGAGGGCAGCUCAGACGACGAACACGGACAGGGCACGUUGGUCAUGCACGAAAACGUCCGCCGACCGGUAUCACAAGCGCAGCCCCCCGCACCCGCACUGCCGAUGAAGGACUUCAACCCACCUGACAGGCGACGAGCGACGUCCGAGCUCGGCCAGCCCUCGCGGUACAGUCGCCAACAGUCACCUCCGUUACGUCGCGCCAUAUCUAGCGAAGUGAUGCGCCCGCCAUACCGCGCUGGUUCAGCCUCGUCAUCGGAGCGUACUGUCACGAAGCGCAGGGGGUUCUUCGCAUCGAUAGCGAGGUUCUUCAAGGGCCCGAAGCACCACGAACAUCACAAUCGCCACGGGCGCCCCGCAUCAGGUGGUACCUGGGGCAAGGACUCGCGCGCCGCACCGCAGUACGGUAGACGCGUGCGCUCCGAUUCGAGCUCGGAGGACGAACCGGGCAACCUCGUCAGCGUAUCAAAUACGCUUAGAGGCACUGACAGCACCAGCUUCGCGGGCUGGAAUGCAGCCGACGUCGGCAAAGUGCCCGUGAAGCGGUCGCAGUCGUCAGCGUCGGCGAAGCGGGGGUCAGGCGUCACCACUCCGCGUGCCCGCCCAGCGUCGGCUGCGCCGCAUUCCACGCCCCGUGCAGCUGCGGCGUCAAAGCCCCGCCCAGCGUCGGCUGCGCCGCAUUCCACGCCCCGUGCGGCUGCGGCGUCAAAGCCCCGCCCGCGCCCUGCUUCGGCUGCGGGUCGGGCGCAGACCACGGCUCCGACUGUCGUGACCAUCACCCGGUCCAACACCGCCAAGUCGGCGCCAGACGCGAGCAAACGCGCUUCCACCAUGUCUACGCGUUCCCGCUCGUCGCACCCCGGACAGUCCCUCAUGUCCAUCGUCGAUGCCCAGCCUCCCGCAAUGCCCGACGUGCCGAAGGCACCGCAGUCGCAGCAGGGGCCGAUUCCGCUCGUUAGGGCGCCCGGCUCGUCCCUCGCGCCCGGCCUCGUUCUCCCCACACAGGUGAUGCAUCAGCCGCGGCAGAGUCUGCAACACCGCGUAGCGGACGACGAGCUCGGACCCAACGACUCAAUCUCCCGCGUCAACUCGACGAAGAAGAAGCCUGCGCGGGAUUCCAAGCCGUUACGGCGCAGCAAGUCCCUGACAGACAAGAAGGAUAAGACGGAGAAGAUCGGGGUGUCAGAGAAGCAGCCCAGACGGUCAAUCUCGCCCCUCCCGCCAUCCAAGCUGCGCUCGCCACCGCUGAAGAGCGCGCUUCGGCCGAGCUCUCCGUCGUCCUACCCCUCGCAGCCACUUGGUCCUGCGCCUCAGAUUACGACACUGUACGAUGUGCACGCGCCUGGUCCUGUGCAGCUUCCUCCUGACCCGGAGCCUGAGCCGGCACCAUCGGUCCACAGCGGCAAGAGAAGGCUCUCUGCAGAGGAGGUUUCGAUCUACGAGUCGGCGAACGAGGACGCGGCGACGCCGCGUGCAUCGAUGACACUGGACGACAGCAGCGAUGACGAGAGCGUAGACGCAUCUGCAUUCCAGAUCAUUAACAAUGAGCACAAGGCGCCCGAGGACAAGGCGGGCCCGAACGCUUCCCUCACGGCCCUCCCCGACGACGGGUUGCAGCGACGCAAGAGCGUGAGAUUAGAGGUGCCUGAAGAGAACGUCGCCGAGUACUACAAGGCCGAGGCGGCGCGUGAGGAGGAGGAGCGCCGUGUGGGGCACGAGCGCGAGAUGGAUUUGGAGCGCGCGCGGAUGUACAUGGCGGCGGCCAACGACUCGGACGACUCGCUCCCAACCCAGCGCAGCAGUAACUGGGACUCGCGGAUUGGGCGUGUGCGGGAUGACACGAGCGAGGAGGACGACGACGACCCGCGAUACGUCAAGGCGCGCCGGAGCCUGAUGUCGCAGACGGGCGACUUUAGCAAGAAGAAGAAGAAGCGCUUUAGCAGCAAGAGUAUGGGGAGUAAGCCGAGUGUGCGGGACGGCAAGAGCUGGCGCCCGUAA
Molecule: messenger RNA, 2988 nt
Organism: Cutaneotrichosporon cavernicola
Lineage: Eukaryota; Fungi; Basidiomycota; Tremellomycetes; Trichosporonales; Trichosporonaceae
Exons: 2
Coding region: 1-2988 (995 amino acids)
Biological process (GO): endocytosis; eisosome assembly
Cellular component (GO): plasma membrane; eisosome filament
Molecular function (GO): lipid binding
Source: RefSeq, a predicted model, not a curated record